AUGGGGGCCAGUGGAGCGGGGAAAACGACGCUGCUGAACAUCUUGGCGUGCCGUAUAGCAUCGGGUCGGCGAACGGGCGAAGUGGAGCUUGACGGGUUACCCGUGCGAAGCGGAACGAUGCGACGAGUUUCGGCAUAUGUGAUGCAGGACGACCUCAUGUUCCCGUCGCUCACGGUGCGCGAAACGCUGAUGUUCGCGGCGGAGCUUCGCCUGCCGCAGAGCGUGACGCGGGAGGAGAAGGCGGCGAAGGUAGCGCGGUUGCUCGAGUUGCUGGGAUUGGCAGAAGUGGCGGAAACGAAGAUCGGGGACGAGGGACAAAGGGGCGUUUCUGGUGGCGAGAGGAAGCGCGUUGCGAUCGGCACGGAGAUUAUCUGCGACCCGAAGAUUCUCUUCCUGGACGAGCCCACGUCGGGACUCGACUCGACGAGCGCGUUCCGCGUGGUGCGGGCGAUUAAGGACAUCGCGACCAACACGAACAGCAUCGCGGUCAUGGUGCUGCACCAGCCCAGCUUCCGCGUUCUCGGCCUAGUAGACCGCCUGAUCCUCCUCGCGUCGGGCCACGCCGUUUUUCACGGCGCGCCUCCCGCGCUGCCGCGCUUCCUCGAGUCGGCCGGGUUCCCCGUGCCGCAGUUCGCUAACAGCACCGAGUUCGCGCUGGACCUUAUCGAGGAUAUGCAGCGGUCGAGCCGCGGUGUCGCGGAUUUGGUGGAUUUUGCGCGGGUAUAUGAGAGGCAGCAAGAGGAAGAGGAGGAGCGGGAAAGGAAGCUAGGGAACCUGGGAGAAGAGGCUGCGCUGCGCAUGAAGGGCUUUCAGGAGCGGCUGGCCUUUUUCUCCUUCGCCAUCUGCGUGCUUUUCUUCGUCUCCUGUGAUGCUGUUCCCAUCUUCAUCCAGGAGCGAAACAUCUUUCUUCGAGAAACCAGCAGCAGCGCGUACCGCCCGUCCACCUACCUGCUCUCCUCCACGCUCGUCUAUCUCCCCCUGCACCUGCUCAUGGCGCUCACGCUCGUGCUCGAGGCCUGGUGGUGCCUGGGGCUGCAGGGGGGCGCUCAAGGCUUCUGCUUCAUGGUUCUUGCGUGUUUUGCCAUGCUGUUUACCGGGAAUGCCAUCGCCACAUGCGUCAGCAUCUGCGUCAACCACGUUGUGCUGGCAUAUGCAGUGGCCAUAGCUCUCAUGGCGUAUUUCGCUCUCCUCAGUGGGUUCUACAUUGACAGGGAGAGCAUCCCGGAAGUGUGGAUGUGGCUGCACUACCUCUCGCCCAUGAAGUAUGCCUAUGAGGCACUGGCGAUCAACGAGUUUGGCAGGUGA
Messenger RNA from Closterium sp. NIES-65, 1305 nucleotides. NCBI's taxonomy places the organism in Eukaryota, Viridiplantae, Streptophyta, Zygnematophyceae, Desmidiales, Closteriaceae. The record is from the annotation of a GenBank genome assembly.